Messenger RNA from Actinia tenebrosa (Australian red waratah sea anemone), 2094 nucleotides. Its product is annotated as retrovirus-related Pol polyprotein from transposon 412. Gene Ontology annotation, molecular function: nucleic acid binding. The record is from RefSeq and is a predicted model, not a curated record. Gene Ontology annotation, biological process: DNA integration. NCBI's taxonomy places the organism in Eukaryota, Metazoa, Cnidaria, Anthozoa, Actiniaria, Actiniidae.
UUAAUAAGCAUUUAUGGAAACAAAAAUUCAUGGACAGUUGUGAUACUUUAAGCUUAAUUUUAGUAACAGAAAAUAGUAUUGUUUUCGAGCUAAGUUACUAGUAGCUUUCUUUGCUUGGACUUUCCUGCUCUAAAAGACUUGAAAGAACUUUCAAACUUUGCACAAAUGUUCGGCAAUCAAGGAAGCGAUCAAGGGUGUGGGAAGUGGCUCACAACUAAGAAUACGAGAAGAAUUGCUCAGUCACUAAAGCAGAAAAAUGCAAGAGGAACACGUAAAGGAAGAAAGAAGCAGUCAGUCAUCAAAACCGACCACCUACCAGGAGUGGUUACUAGUAUCUCUAGCACACCAAUGUCUCCUAGACUUAUAGAGAUGUUAUCUCGUGUAAAACAGGCUAAAGUAGAGCGGUUUUUUAAGCCUGCUGGUUCAAAGGACCAAGAAAACAAGAAGUCUGAAAGUGAAGAGAGAAACGAUGAUGGACUUGGGAAAAAAGAUGUGUUGCAAAGCUACACGACUCCUAUUUCAAAACGACGACACAAAAUGACUACAGACCAGGAUGAGUUGCAACUGUGGGGGGAUGAUGGCAUAACUUCAAGCGAAAGACUUCAAAAUGAGACAGACAAACUUAAUAUAAGUGGAGUAUUGCCAAUUGAAGUGUCAAAGCCCUGCUCAUCUGCUGAUGAUGAUUUACAUGGUUUACAUCAAUUCAAUACCACAACAACAAAUCAAUAUGAACCAUUUAUUAAUUCAAGUCAAGAUGAUGUAAUAAAAAGUCCAGUUUCAAAGAAAUUGAAAUCCAUGACAGCUGAAUCUCCAACUUGUCCUUUGAGUCUAUUUCCUAGUAGUUUCAAUAAUGAUGAUGAAAAAGAUUCUGACAGUUUCCACUAUACGCAGUGGGUUGAUGAACAGAAAAGAAAAUCCAAGGAGCUUCAAGAUAAUAGUCCUGGUAUAAGUGAAAAAGGAACAGAGCUAUGGGCAAACUCUGGUGGAAGUUCAUUAUCAGGUUCUAGUAAUUUGAACAAAAAAUAUGACCAAGAUAUUUUUGAUGAGAUCAAUUCUGACACAGAGUCUCAGUUUCGUUUUUCGCAGUGGGCCUUAGAGCAAAAAUCAAAGUGUAAAAAGUUACAGAAUGAUUCACAUGAUGAAGUGUUAUCUGAACCAAGAUCUAAAGAUUGGACAGUAAGCUUGAGCAAGAAAUUUAAACAGUGUAAGAGUUCAAAUCACCUUCAAUCAGACAUGAAUUGGACUGAAUCAAACUUUCAAUAUACAGAAUGGGUCAAAGAACAAAGAACAAAAAGCAAAGAAAUUCAAAAUUUAUUACCAGAAUCAAAGGAACUUCGUCAAACUUGCCAUAGAAUAAGAAAUGAAAGUUUGGAUGAAAAUGAUGUGUGUAUUCCAGAGUCAGAAGUAUUUGAGGGAGUUGAAUUAGGGAGCCAAUGUGGAUGGGAGUAUGAAAAGAAUGAUUACAAAGAAGACAAAUCAGAGAAUGCAAGGAAUAGAGAUCACCUAAAGAACAGUAAUAUGAAUCCUUUCUCUAGAGAAGCAUUAAUAGAUGUUCCUAAUGAAGUGAUGUGUGACAAUGGGGCCUGUUCUAAGACAGAAAGGAAGCAUCUGAGAGAACUGUAUCAGAAAGACAUUGAAAAUGAAGAAAGUUACAUGACUAGUCCCACCCAAGAGUCUGAAUAUUUUUGGUACACAGAGUGGACAAAAAAUCAAAGGCAGAUUUGCAAACAAAUCCAAAAAGACCCAGAAUUACCAAGUUUUCAGCAUGAUUUCUAGGAUGUACCUACUAAGAAUGACAUAAAAUCUGUGAACGAAAGCCUAGAAAAAGAAAAUCAGCUUGUCCUUGCCUCUGAUACCGACCAAGGGAGUGAUAGUGAGACAUAAGUUUUCUUAGUUUUCAAACGUUUUGCGUAAUAUAUCCAGUUUGUUUAGUUUUGAAAGUGCAAAUUAAUAAUUCCACAAUUAUAACAAAAGAAAUUAAUCCCCCAAAAACGACAAGCAUUUAUUUCUGUGCACCUGAAUUAUUAAAUUAGAAUGAGAGUAUCAAUUAUAUUCACUAUGAUAAAUUAAAAGUAGAUAAACAAUGUAAUCACA